Molecule: messenger RNA, 1542 nt
Organism: Talaromyces marneffei
Lineage: Eukaryota; Fungi; Ascomycota; Eurotiomycetes; Eurotiales; Trichocomaceae
Exons: 1
Coding region: 1-1542 (513 amino acids)
Molecular function (GO): zinc ion binding
Source: RefSeq, a predicted model, not a curated record
AUGGCAUCGCUUCCCCCGCGGCCGACGACGUCUGGUCGACGACGUUAUUCCCAACACACUGAUUCAUCUAGUACAUACGAUUCGAGAGAUACAAGCAUAUUAGAAGAUAACAGAGAUUCGGUAUCAUCCUCUCAAGAAUCAGAUCCCGUAUUCCUGAAUAACCCGUCCUUCGUGCGAACUGAUUCGUCUUCCUCGUUAUCGCCACUCAGAGACUCACCACGCCAGAAUAAAUCGGAUACCCAACAACAAUCCGAACAAAAGAGCGAAAUUGCUGAAUCGAACUCAGCAAAGGAAGAGCCCAGGAAAUGCUGGAUCUGUUAUAGCGACGAGACGGAAGAUUUGCCACAUAGUUCUGAGUGGCGGUCACCAUGUCCCUGCGCCUUGACUGCCCACGAAGCAUGUCUUUUAGACUGGUUGGCCGAACUUGAAAAUCCGCGCACGCGCAGACAGAAUAGAGGGGAUGUACGGUUACAAUGCCCGCAGUGCAAGUCAAAGAUUGUCAUAUCUCGACCUCGGAGCUACGUCGUUGAUAUCGUUCGGGCCUGUGAGAGGCUCGCGGGGAAAUUGGUCAUACCAGGAUUAGUGUUUACAUUUGCUGGGACUAUAUGGGCUGGUUGCUGUGCACAUGGAGUGUAUUCGAUGUAUCUGGUUUUUGGGACAGAGGAAGUGUAUAAUAUGUUCAACCGUAGUGUCGACACUGCAUGGAGUCCUAUACGAAACGUGGGUAUUCCUUUUAUUCCUAUCGUGCUUAUCUUUUCUCGCAUGUCCUGGGCAGACGGCGUAUUGCCUGCUAUCCCAGUGCUGUUUUUUGCAACACACAACCCAACGGGAUUCGAGCCCCAGGGCAUCCUCUGGCCACCAAGUGCUACCAUGACCUUUGCUGCUCUCCCUUAUGUGAAGAGUAUUUAUAGCGCUCUUUAUGAAAGAGUAUUUGGGAAGUUGGAGCGGAAAUGGAUUGCUGAGGUGCAACCUCGUCGCGACGAGCAGGAGGGACAGCAAGGCGACCAGCAAAGAGGCGAUCAAAGAGCAGCUUUGGGAAUUGGUGGAAACGGAGGAAUCCUGAUGGAGAUUGAUCUGGAGUUACAGAUUGGAAUGGAUGAUGAUCGACAGAAUGUUGACGAGCCUGUUAACGCGCCGGGACCGAUUAACGCAGAGCAACAAGCAGAUCAAGGGGGAGUACAAAAUGGACAACAAGGUCCAGAACAGCAAAUUCUCGGUCGACGUCGUCAAGAGCUCAUCCACGACACCAGCAAUCUCGCCGACACGAUCCUCGGUGCCUUGCUUUUCCCAGCAAUCUCAGCUGGAAUGGGCGGGCUUCUCAAACUAGCUCUACCAAAGUCAUGGACCGCGUCACAAUCAGGAUUUGACCGAGGAAGAGCAGGACUCCUACAAAGCCGAUGGGGUCGCAGCGUAGUUGGCGGGUGCCUGUUCGUUCUCUUGAAGGAUGCAUUAGUGCUAUAUUGUCGAUGGCGACUGGCACAGACACACCGCAAGAGGCGAGUGUUGGAUUAUGAUCGACAGAAAAAGAAGGUUGUAAAAUAG